UUGCCCUCUUCCUGCUCUUUCUUCCUUUCACUGAGAGAGAGAGAGAGACAGAGAGAGCGACAGAGAGGGAGAGAGAUGGCUCAGGCUGAGUCUUUAGGUCUCCAUUUAUUAUUUAUCUUCUUUCCUGGCCUGUAAUGAACCAAGAUCUGAACCUCAUCUUAUUCUUGAAGAAGAUGGCUAAACAUUAUCCUCACUCAACUGCACUGCAAGAACCUCAAUAUCAACCAGCACCUGCAUUUCUCAAUGAUGCUCUCUACUGCUCUGAGGAGAAUUGGGAGGAAGAAGUUAGAGAGGGCUAUUUUCAUCAAGAAGAAGAACAAGGGGACAGCUAUUGCUGUAAUGAUAAUAAGAAACAAGACUGUUCUGCAGUCCUGUUAGAACAAGACUUGUACUGGGAAGACGAGGAGCUUUCCUCUUUGUUUGCCAAACAAGAGCAAAAUCAAUUAUAUGAUCAACUAGAAACCAACCCAUAUCUGGCUGAGGCUCGCCGUGAGGCUGUAAACUGGAUGCUCAAGGUCAAUGCGCACUACUCUUUCACUGCUCUAACUGCAGUUUUGGCCGUCAACUAUCUUGAUAGAUUCCUGUUUAGCUUCCACCUUCAAACAAAGAAGCUAUGGAUGACCCAACUUGCCGCCGUGGCUUGUCUCUCCCUUGCUGCCAAGGUAGAGGAGACCCAGGUGCCUCUCUUAUUGGACCUUCAGGUGGAGGACAUUAGGUAUGUGUUUGAGGCCAAAACCAUCCAGAGAAUGGAGAUUCUGGUGCUCUCUACUCUUCAGUGGAGAAUGAAUCCUAUAACUUCAUUAUCAUUUGUUGAUUUCGUUGCGAGGAGGCUUGGGUUAAAGGGCUAUCUUUGCUCGGAAUUUCUCUGGAGAUGUGAGAGAAUAGUUGUGUCUAUAAUCUCAGAUUCUAGGUCUAUGCAUUAUCUACCUUCUGUGAUUGCUACUGCGGCAAUGCUGCAUGUAAUUAAUGGUGUAGAACCCUUUCUUGGAGCUGAAUACGAAAGCCAGCUAUUGGGUAUUCUAGGAAUCGACAAGGACAAGGUGGAUGAUUGCAGCCAGCUCAUAAUAGAAAUGGCAUCGAGAGACCCUGGCAGCCACUCAAACAAACGAAAGUUUAUUUCCAUUCCAGGCAGUCCAAACGGCGUAAUGGAUGUGUCGUUUAGCUCAGAUAGCUCAAAUGAUUCAUGGGCAGUGGCAUCACCAUUGUCUUCUUCACCAGAGCCUCUGUCCAAGAAGAGCAGGGCACUGCAGAGUUCAAACCAUGAAACUACAGAUUUUCUGAGCAUUCCUCGCUGAUUCCUAGUCAGAUUUCCCUUUUUUUUUUUUUACCUUUAAUGGACUACCUUUGUAUGGUUAAUAAUUUUUAUGUUCUUUUGCAUCAUGUGGCAAGUUAAAUUGCCUGCCAUCUCUGCUUCACUCCACUUCCAUCUUCAAUUCCUAGAAUCUGAACCACUCUUUCGAGUAAUGGGAUCAACUUGAAGCAGAGAUAGUUGGCAUUUUAUCCGGAAGUAAAGACGAUAAAAACAAAACUUCUUUA
This is a messenger RNA of Hevea brasiliensis (rubber tree), 1536 nucleotides long. RefSeq names its product cyclin-D3-1. Gene Ontology annotation, molecular function: cyclin-dependent protein serine/threonine kinase regulator activity. The record is from RefSeq and is a predicted model, not a curated record. Lineage: Eukaryota; Viridiplantae; Streptophyta; Magnoliopsida; Malpighiales; Euphorbiaceae. The coding region runs from base 135 to 1295 and encodes 386 amino acids. The transcript is spliced from 4 exons. Gene Ontology annotation, cellular component: nucleus; cyclin-dependent protein kinase holoenzyme complex; cytoplasm. Gene Ontology annotation, biological process: mitotic cell cycle phase transition; regulation of cyclin-dependent protein serine/threonine kinase activity.